GGAGACUGGCUGAGUCCUUCUCCCCCGAGUCCCCUCCUCGGAAGUAGACGCAUCAGUCUAUUCCGUUCUUUUAUUUUUAUAUAUUUUUUAUAACAAUCCCUUUCCCCUAACACGUACCACCAUGGACGCCAGGAUGGAGGAUUAAACUGGAGAACGGGUAACCGAUUUCACCCCCAUAUUUAUCCUCGAACUGAGUGGACCGGAUGAAAUCCAACUGUGGUUUUCUCCGCUUUGCAGGGGAGGGUGAGCACGUGAUGGAAAGAAGUAUGGAGUGUGUGACGAUGUGCCCUGUCACCUGUGCAGGUAGCUGUAUCCAGUGGGGAGGUAGGCUCAACCAGGGGAGAGAAUGAAGUUCUUCGUACCCUGGGGAUGCCAGAGGCUGUCUUUUCUUCUGGAAAAGGCCGCCUCUAGGGAAGCCAAGAUGUGGAAGGUCUACGUGCCAAAGAAGCCCUCCCCACAGGAUACAGACGUCUCCCCCGCCCAGCGGGAUGAGGCCGUGCGCUGGCUGACGGAGCUCCACAGCAGACUGCAGCUGUACCCAGAGACCCUUGUGUUGGCUGUCAGCAUCCUGGACCGCUUUCUCGCUCCCAUCAAGGCCCGUCCAAAGUACCUGCGCUGCAUUGCCAUCACCUGCUUCUUCCUGGCUGCUAAGACCUGUGAGGAGGAUGAGCAUGUGCCCUCUCUAAAAGAGAUGGCUGCCGCUAGCAGCUGUGGCUGUUCUCCGUCAGAGAUCCUGAGGAUGGAGAGGAUCAUCCUGGACAAACUGAACUGGGAUCUGCACACCGCUACGGCGCUGGACUUCCUGCACAUUUUCCAUGUGAUGUUGUUGACGUGCCGUUCCGGGUUUGCGGACUCCAUGUUGGGACUGAACCGCUCUCAGCACCUCACCCUGCUCACACGGAGACUCUACCACUGUCUGGCCGACUACACUCUCAUCCAGCUCAGAGGAUCCAUGCUGGCAUUGGCCCUCAUCACCAUGGAGCUGGAGAUCUGCUGCCCUGACUGGCUGGUUCUUACCAUUGACCUGCUGAGGAAGGCACAGAUCGACAGCUCCGAGUUGAUUCGGAGUCGAGAGCUGGUGGAACGUAGUCUUUCCACACCGAGGGCUUCCCUGCCUCCAAACACUGUCUACAUCUACCAACCUCUCCAGAGCCAGACCACCCUACAGCCUCUGGCCCAGGAUCCCGCUCUGCCCUGCUACCAACUGGGGAUCAUCGCCUUUACCAAUGAGUCUUCCAGGGACCACGCCCUUGUUACCUCCCCCCCUGCCCAGCUGAAGACCGCUGCUGGUGGGGAGGACUGGAGCAAGCAACCCUGGAUCUCCAUUGUCUCCUGCUCCUCCACCACCACCAACAACCACAAGAACAACAGCAGCAUCCCAGUUCUAGUCCCUCCACCCAAACAUCUCCGCCAUCUUAAGGUCACACUGCGCUGCAAGGCAUCCACCAAGCGCAAGGUGGAGGAGAUGGAGGUGGACGACUUCUACGAUUGCAUCAAACGCCUCUACAACGAAGACUUCACCACCGGCAUCCACGAGGGGGCAACGCCUUCGAAGGGGGCGAUGACAACAGGAGGUGGAAGAGAAGGAGUAGGUCUGGGUGUCUGCAGUGUCCUGUUGACCCGACAGGAAGGCAGCUCUUCCCCCUGCCCGCCUCUGCAGCCAGUCAGCGCCUCCUAGAGACCAAUCUGGAGCCUGUUUUACCAAAACCACCUUCAAACUGACAUUAUCUGUCACUUUCAAAUAAAACUCCUCAAUCAGAGACGGGCAACUCGCUCAGCAAAAGGCAACAUUGAAUAAGAGAGAUUUAAGUCACUGUUCCCAUUUGCAUUAAAGAAAAAGGAGCAAUGUAAAGGCAACUCCUGAGGAAAUGUUGCCCAUCAGAGUUGCUGCAGAAGAAGGUUGGUCUUUUAAGCUGCUGCUUCUGUUAAUACGUACAGUAGAAGCAGCAGCAAUGAAGCAGCGGUAACAGAUGAUUUCAGUGGAUGAGGUGGUUUUGGUGUGCAAACAACCCCAGCGUGACCCGGAGUUGCUCAGCUGACCUGAGGUCAGUUCCCAUUAUCCCCUGCAACAGGAAAUGUAAAAAAUAAAAAAAACGUGCUGCUACUAUGUUAUUAUUCUAUUUGUUGAAUACAAAUACAUUAUAACAAAGGGUUAAAAAAACAUAUAUAAAUAGAAAACUUACCUAAAAUAAAAAAACUAGAAUGGCUUUUUCCACCCCACCCUCCACCACUGUGUCUCUCUCUGUCAUCAUUUGUCAUCUUAUAUUUGUUGUUCACAUCUUGAACUUUCACUUCAUAUAUAUAUAUGUUUCCUUCUCUCUCCUCCCCUGUCAUUCUGCAUGUUUUCAUCUCUGUUUAUCUAUCUAAAGAGUCUAAAUCAAAUGUGUAGACCAUUCUCUGUAUUCCGCAGUCUGAAAAAAAACAUUUCUUUUGUUUUCUUUUUGUGAAGUGCAAUUUGAAUGUCCAUAUCCCUCCUAUGAAUCCUUCUGUAUUUCCCUCCCUCGGCUUGUUGUGAUGGCUUGACUGAAUGAAUGUUUCUCAGGUUGUUUUAUUUCCCCACAAACUAAAGUCUCUGGAGUUUCCACUUGAAUCCGCUUGCAGCACCACCGAGAGAUGUUGAUUGUUUCCUAAUAACAAACGGUCUCAUCUGAAAUCUUCAAAUGUAAAUUUCUAACAAAAACAUCAAAGAGUUACGAACUUUGUGGUCCUUGUACGAACAACAGAGCCCUGGUACCUGAACGUGUAGUCUUUGUUUUGAAGCACUAAGAGAGAAUUCAAGUUUUCUUCAAAUAUUCAUCUGUAAUAAAAACAACCUGGAGUUAUUUGAAGCAUUUAUUAUUAAACAGAAAUGUGGGUUUUGAGUUGGCGUCUAAGCUUCAGGACAAAGUGGACACUGAUGUUUUAAAAAAAAAGUGCUAAAACAACAGGCUUUUUAAUUUAUUCUGUUUAAUAUAUUUGUAUUCCCCUCGAUGGACUGGCGACCUGUCCAGGGUGUCCCCUGCCUUCGCCCUAUGUCAGCUGGGAUAGGCUCCAGCGCCCCCGCGACCCUAAUGAGGAUAAGCGGUAUUGAAAAUGGAUGGAUGGAUGGAUAUUUGUAUUCCUGCAAAAAAAUAUCAGUUUCCUGCUGUGGGAGCUGCUGGUAGCUGCUCUGGGUCCCUGAAUGCACCACGGCACCAAUAAAUGAAGAGAUAAUAGUAUU
Messenger RNA from Cyclopterus lumpus (lumpfish), 3199 nucleotides. It is a transcript of the gene ccni, whose product is annotated as cyclin I. Gene Ontology annotation, cellular component: cytoplasm; cyclin-dependent protein kinase holoenzyme complex; nucleus. The record is from RefSeq and is a predicted model, not a curated record. NCBI's taxonomy places the organism in Eukaryota, Metazoa, Chordata, Actinopteri, Perciformes, Cyclopteridae. The coding region runs from base 347 to 1678 and encodes 443 amino acids. The transcript is spliced from 10 exons. Gene Ontology annotation, biological process: mitotic cell cycle phase transition; regulation of cyclin-dependent protein serine/threonine kinase activity. Gene Ontology annotation, molecular function: cyclin-dependent protein serine/threonine kinase regulator activity.